This is a messenger RNA of Schistosoma curassoni, 1225 nucleotides long. NCBI's taxonomy places the organism in Eukaryota, Metazoa, Platyhelminthes, Trematoda, Strigeidida, Schistosomatidae. The record is from the annotation of a GenBank genome assembly.
UUAACUGAAACUUUUAAUGUAGAAAAUUUUAAGAAUACUAGUUUAUUACUUUUCAUCCCAAUAAAUAGGUACAGUAAUUUACCUUACGUUUUCACUACCCAUGUUUUUGCAGUCGUAUGCUAGCUUCUUGCUACAUUUUUCACGAAAGCAAAAUAAACUAACAUCAACUGAACUUUAUCUCCUAAUAACCUGUACUCUUGUUUGUUUGUCGAUUGCGUGUGUAGCUUUUUUCCUUUCACAAUAUUGUAAUUGAACUUUGUAUGACUCGUUUUUUGGUGUAUCCUAUUGUACUAGAAUUUAUAUAUACUACAAAUUCUCGUUUCAAAUGUCUACUUAUCCAAGUAAUACACGACUAGGAUAUUUUAAGAAAACUUCAGAUUGAGCAAACUUAACUGUUGACGGAUCUACUUUCGGUUAAAGAAAGUUCUCAGGAAAUAUUUACUUGCUAUAUCUAUUUACCGACGUGUGAUCUUCGUGGAGUUCGAAAGUCCUUCAGCGGCGGAAAAUGUCAUAACUAGUGAAAAUGGGAAGAUGUUUCAGAAUAGUUAUGUGUCCAUACGAAGUCCACAACCAUGGGACUUGAUGGUUGCUGGAGAUCUUGUUACUAAAUACGAGGUGCCAACUUCAUCUGAAGCCAAUAAAGAAGCUGAAGUGGAAGUAAAAGACGAAAAUGCAUCUAAUGGCAAUGUUCAUACGGAGGUUGAGGAGGUAAAAAAAUUAAUCACACAUAUAAAAUAUUUGGAUAAAGAUGAACUCUGGACGUUGUAUAAUGCAUUACAAGAUAUGCGAAAUGAAAGGGGAGCGAAGACUAAAGUUAAAACUCUUCCUUCUGGUCGACCUUGGCUUGAUUCAAUAGGCAAAACUCUAUUCACUGAAAGGACUGAAACAUUGCACAAAUUAGAAUUAGAAGAUAGUAAAAUAAAUCGUCGUCGUUUUAUUCAAUGUGACAAACUAUACACUGAAGCCAGUAACGAAUGUGAAAAAGCAUGGUUCAAUAUAAUUGACCAAGAAAUUAGUACGUGUAAUGCUCCUAUACUUCCGGAGGAUAUGAACAACGUAUCGUUCCCACCAAUAGUAGCAGCCCCUCAACCUCAGAUAAAUGGGCCUGUAUAUGAUUCCACAGGAUUUCUGAUGCCAUAUCCCAAUCAUUUUCCUUCAGAUACUUGCUGUAAUGAAUAUUCUGCUGUAUAAUAUAUGCUUAACCAAAUAUAUACAUACUUUAAAA